Molecule: messenger RNA, 1172 nt
Organism: Hymenoscyphus albidus
Lineage: Eukaryota; Fungi; Ascomycota; Leotiomycetes; Helotiales; Helotiaceae
Source: the annotation of a GenBank genome assembly
AUCCAAAACUUUUGGCAAUUUACGACCAACGACCAACCCGACACCCAAUCUCUCAAUCAAGGUCAGUCAACACGUGCGAUAUUGUCGAUGACUGCUAAUGUCUUUAGAUGGGAGCUCUUAAAUACGUGGAGGAACUCCAGAAGAAGAAGCAGUCCGAUGUGCUGCGCUUCCUUCUCCGUGUUCGAUGCUGGGAGGUAAGAUAAAAAUCGAUCUUUCUCUGCCGCGGUAGCGAUGCACCGAAACAAUACUUCGAACUGGUCUCGAGACGAAUUGGAAUAUUGUGGACGUGGACGUGGACAUCCCUUGAUGUCUCUGCUAUACACUCGUUGAACAUUAGCUGAGAGUGCAAAAUAUAGCUUCGACAAUUGAACGUUAUCCACCGUGCUUCCCGCCCAUCUCGCCCAGACAAGGCUCGCCGUCUAGGUUACAAGGCCAAGCAAGGAUAUGUUAUCUACCGUGUCCGUGUCCGCCGUGGAGGCCGCAAGAAGCCAGUGCCAAAGGGUGCUACAUACGGUAAGGAAUCCCCAAAUGGAAGAAGCGGGCUUCACUGCUCGCGGAAGACCCAUUCGACAGAUUGCUGAUACCAAUUCAAUUAUAGGAAAGCCAACCAACCAGGGUGUAAACCAACUCAAAUACCAACGAUCCCUCAAGUCGACUGCUGAGGAGCGUGUUGGACGUCGUUGCGCCAAUUUGCGAGUUCUCAACUCGUACUGGAUCAACCAAGACUCUACCUACAAAUACUACGAGGUUAUCUUGGUCGACCCACAACACAAGGCCAUCCGUCGCGAUCCUCGUAUCAACUGGAUCGUCGCUCCUGUCCACAAGCACCGCGAAUCUCGUGGAUUGACCGCUACCGGAAAGAAGUCUCGUGGAUUGGGCAAGGGUCACGGAUUCAACAAGACCACUGCUGGACGCAGAAAGACCUGGAAGAGACACAACACUCUCAACCUCCAAAGAUAUCGUUAAAUGUCUUAGGAGGCGGCGUUUUCGAGGGGUUGUACUGCUACGCUUUGCGGGGUUGGGAUGUUUACGGCUUUGGCAAAUUCGUCAAGGUUUUGCGAAAAUAUGCAACUACAUUUGCACAUGUGGUAUGCCAAUGAAUGAAUGCACCAAAAUAAUCUUCCACCACGUUACUUUGUGAUUCUGUGAUAUGUAUUUCUUUUCGUUGCAGG